AGGUUCUACUUUAUUUAUUUAUAUCAAAUUGAACACAGUAGUAGUUCGAAAAUGACAUCCAGAAUUACACAAAAAGGUUCUACAUCCUUACACAGCUCUAUGAUCACACCAAAAUUAGGAACGAAAAGAACAAGAAGCACAUCUAUAGCUGAUAAAACAGCAUUAAAUAAACGAAUUUGUCAAUGCAAUGGAAAUAGAGGAAGAAUGACAUCUGAAAUACAUUUAGAUUCAGAAUCUAGCUUCCCUUAUUGGUUGUUAAACAUCGAGCGUACAUUGUGCGUACUGCAUGAGGGCUAUUUAGUCCCAGACCUUAUCCCUCUUAAAGGAGACAACGAUGCAUAUAAGAAGAAAGUAUGGGAUGCACAUCAUAAAUGUUUAAUGGAUCCAAGAAUGAACCGUAUUUUGAACGAAAAAUUAUCAUUAUUGAUAUGCCCACAAUGGUGGCAUCUUAUAUCACUUUAUAACUCUGCAUGCAAAAAUUUUGAAAUAAUUAAAAAUACAUUCCAAACAAAAAUAACGGCACAAUUCUUAUUAGAGCUCGAAGCUAGUAUGAUGUUUCAUUCUCCAGAGUCUAUAAUGUUUCAACAACAAUUAGACCUUUUGAGCAGAAUAUACUAUAUUGUAUUCCGAGAAGUAGCUUGUUUAAAAAUUGUGUCACACUGGAGAGCGAGGGCCGCUCAAAAUAGAAUACGUUUACUAAAUCAUUUCUCCAUGGAUACUGCUGCCCCCUGGAGCUGUUGAUAUAUAGUAUAUUUAUUCCUUAUAAGUUACUUUAGUAACUCUUCUUUCAAAGAAAAAAA
This is a messenger RNA of [Candida] anglica, 800 nucleotides long. Lineage: Eukaryota; Fungi; Ascomycota; Pichiomycetes; Serinales; Debaryomycetaceae. The record is from the annotation of a GenBank genome assembly.